Messenger RNA from Uranotaenia lowii, 2194 nucleotides. RefSeq lists its product as uncharacterized. The record is from RefSeq and is a predicted model, not a curated record. Gene Ontology annotation, cellular component: SCF ubiquitin ligase complex. Gene Ontology annotation, molecular function: protein binding. Gene Ontology annotation, biological process: SCF-dependent proteasomal ubiquitin-dependent protein catabolic process. The transcript has 6 exons. Lineage: Eukaryota; Metazoa; Arthropoda; Insecta; Diptera; Culicidae. The coding region runs from base 157 to 1632 and encodes 491 amino acids.
UAUUCACCUCGAAAAACGCUCGCAAGCUCCGUUGUUUUGGUUCCCGAUUUUCUUCACUCGUUUAUCGAUCUAAUUGUGUUUUUGUCCCGAUUAUCGUAACUUUAAAAAGUACAUAACGUAACCAUCAACUACUCUAGAAUAAAAUUUAUCGUACUUAUGGAAGCACUGAGCAUUCAUGAUCUUCCAGAGGAGGUAAUACCGUACAUUUUCGAGCACCUACCGCUCAUAGAUCUGAAAAAUGCUGCCCUCGUUUGCCACAGCUGGUCCCAGAUUGCUUUCAGUGGACGCUUUCUAAAACGGAUAAUGUUGAAGUUGGACUUCCGGGAUGAAUCGCCCACCCAGUAUCGACGCUAUCUGCUGGAGAGCGAACGAGCCUAUCGUCAUCUGGGAUUUUACUACCGUAGUGAUCAACUCGAUUUGAGCUUGAUUCUGGCAGUGCUGCAAAAGUUCGAAAAUUCCAUCAUAAGCUUGAAAAUCUGCCCCAACUACUUUAUUAUGCUAAACGAUCUGAGGCAGAUUCUGCAGCAGGUUCCCAAACUCGAAAGUUUGUUUAUAGUUUCCCGCAUAUGUCCCGAGCUAGGCCACAAACCGGAUUUAUCCGAACCGUUUCCGGUACUCAGCAAACUAAAGCACCUUUAUCUUGAAAACGAUGGUGGUUUGCAGCUGGAAGAGAUUGAUUUCCGUACCAUGACCCCAAACAUCACCAGCAUCGAUAUGGACUGCGAUUCGAAACAAGCGCUGGCCGUUUACGAUCAUUUCAGUAGCCAGCUUCGAGAUCUAGCUGUUUUCUUCAAACGGGACGAUUUCUUUCUGCCAUUCUGUGAACUGAAUUUUCCCAAGUUGGAGGUUCUAGAUUUUUACGGUGACGAUCAGCAGUUUGACAUUCCCGAAGCCGUGCGGGUGGUGUGUUCUUUCUUUCGCCGAAUGCCACGGCUAAGAAAGGUCACCCUAAGGUGUAAUAUAAGCGAAGAGGUAUUGGCCUCGAUAACCGAGAACUGCCCGGAGCUGACCAUGCUGUUUCUGAAAGGGGAUAACUUAAGAGAGAAAUCGUUCCGGCAUUUGGGACAACUUAAAAAAUUGAAGAGUCUGAAAGUAGAAGGCUGGAUAAGGUGCAACAUCCUGCAGGACUGUCUUCCGAUUCCUACGCUGGAUCAGCUGUACCUUCAUUCGGUGUUGAUCGAUGAUACGCAAGGAUUCUUCCGAUUGCUGAAAACCGUGGCGCCCAACUUGCGAAUUCUCGAAGCGGUGGAAUCCGAUAUCGAUGACGAAUGUCUGAAGUACGUUAGCUGCAACAUUCUCUCGCUGCGCAGUUUGGUGUUGGAAUUCUGUCCAAAUCUUACUGAAGACGCGUUCAGUUUCCUGGACAGAUUGACUGAGCUGCACGAGCUCAAACUCGGCUACCUGGACGUUCCCCACAACCUGUUCGAACUGAUCCCGCAGAACUCCGUGCGUCAUUUCACUUUGUAUCGCUGUGAUAAAUUGGAUGACGACAUUCUGCCGAAGGUUGCGGAAAAGUUUCCGCAUCUGGGGUACCUGGAGAUUGCCAGCUGUCACAAGAUAACGCUGGCCGGUGUCGAUCGAAUACGGGAACUGAUGCCGAACACUGAAAUCGUGAGCUUUAUGCUGUUUUAGCUAAACGGGAAAACAGCCCAGUUCUAUAGGUUGCUGUUCGAACAGAUCCAGGGUAAGUUGAGCCGAAGGCAACUGGGGUGGUAACUGCGAAGUCCCGCGAUAUUUUGACGUAAUAGGUGAGCUAACUACUUAUUCUACGUAAUAAGUAAUAACUUAGAUGGUUAGAAAUACAUAAGAGCAAUUAAAUUUCCCGCAGUAGAAGAUACAGUGAUUAACAAUUAACUUCAUCAGUCAUAGGGAUAAAUUAUCCAAAAUUCGUAUUCAUCAGUUACUCGAAACAAAACACAUUGUUAGCUUCGUGAAUCUUAAAAUAAGGGACAUCAGAAACAUUCAUUCUAGUCUCAUAAGCGUUAGUUAAGCAACUGAUUCUCAGUUCCUUGUUAAGUUCUUUUAGAGUAUACUAGUACAUGUUUAUAUUAAAUUUCAUAAUUUACAGUUCACAUGAAUAGAUUAUUGUUCACUUCGCAUAUAUUCAUGGUCCGAUGUUCCAGUCUAUCGUACAACGCAUCACUUUUAACUGAAUUUGAUAUACAUAGCUUGGUAAACGGUAGGACAUCUGAAA